This is a messenger RNA of Racocetra persica, 436 nucleotides long. NCBI's taxonomy places the organism in Eukaryota, Fungi, Glomeromycota, Glomeromycetes, Diversisporales, Gigasporaceae. The record is from the annotation of a GenBank genome assembly.
AUGCCCAAAACUCGUGAAUUAAGUAAAUUACCUAAAUAUAAACAAAGAGAUAUUAUACGAAAGUUCAAGUCUUCCUUGGACAGCUUCAAAGUUGACCGAGAAUACUAUUUAAGACCAAACCCUCAGCUUUAUCACCAUUUGCUCGUCAAGGCUGAAUGCGAUUUUAUAAAUCCCGAAAGUGAAUUUUUUAAACGUUUAACUCGAACAUCCAUUUACAACAUUUUAUGGAAACCUAAAGAACUUGCAAGUUUUUUUAUAGCUUUGGAACGCUGUGGAAAACGCAACCCUGUUGAAAUUUCACGACGUAUUGGCACGAAAAGUGUACCACAAGUCAUGAUUCUUAUUGAGUUUUUUGAGCAUGAAUUAAAUCUGGCGAAGGCUUGUGAAGCGAUUCGCCCUAUAAAUUAUGCUGAUAUACCAUCUGCUAGGGAGAUGA